GAGCUGGACUGCAGACGGAGCUGGAGACGCCUGGUUUAGCAAGCUCUCGCACUUUUCUCAAAGCCGGAGAAAUCGCAGCGUGCCAAGAUGUGCAAAGGAUUAGCUGCGCUGCCCCACACGUGCCUGGAGAGAGCCAAGGAGAUCAAGACCAAGUUGGGCACGCUCCUCCAGAAGCCCGACUCGACCAUUGACCUCAUCAUCCCCUACCCAGAGAAGCCGGAGAAGCCCGCCAAAGCCCAGAAGCCAUCACCAGAGGAGGCUUUGCAGUGGCGCGAUUCCCUGGAAAAGCUCCUGCAAAAUACCUACGGGCUCGCCAGCUUCAGCAGCUUCCUGCGCUCCGAGUUCAGCGAGGAGAACGUCGAGUUCUGGGUCGCCUGUGAGGACUACAAGAAAACCAAGUCUCCUGCGAAGAUGGUGGAGAAGGCCAAGAAGAUUUACGAGGAGUUCAUCCAGACCGAGGCACCUAAGGAGGUGAAUAUUGACCACUUCACCAAAGCCAUGACCAUGAAGAACCUGGUGGAGCCAUCAGUGAGCAGCUUUGACAUGGCCCAGAAGAGGAUCUUUGCCCUGAUGGAGAAGGACUCCCUGCCGAGAUUUGUGCGGUCAGAGUUUUAUCAGGAGUUGAUCAAGUAGCAACCUGGCCAGGCUGUGCGAGGCACUCCCCAUGAGUGAUCCCACCGCUUCUGUCUGAUCGCCUUCUCCUCUCGCUGCUUCGCUUUCUCAUUGCCACCCUCAAAGGGCACUCAGGAGUGUUGCUAAACAUCUCUCCCAGUGCUUUGGACUCCAUCAGAGAUGCCAGAUGUCUCCUCUCUUACACUCUCAGUCCUCUCUCAUCAAAAGACCAAUUAGCAGAAACACCUGGUGAACCUCCCCUGGAUUUUAGGUGGGGGCAGUGGAAGCAGCUGAGCAGCUGAUAUCAGCUGUGACCCCACAGCAGCUGGAGCAUGGGGGCCAGGGCCAGGGCCAGGGCCAGGGCCAGGGCCAGGGCCAGGGCGUGCUUCCCUGGGGCUGUGACGCUCAUCUUUAUCCAGAGGUUUUCAGAUGCCAGCCUCUGCCUUGCAGGCCCCCUCUCAGUGCUGCUGGGGGGAUUCUGGGUGCUGGGUUUAACACAGACAAACUGCCCUGCUGCCCCUCCAGCUGCUUCCACCCCCAGCCCUCUGGUCCCUUGCAAAGUGCCCCUGGGCAACCGUUUCUGUUGCAAGCUCCUGCCACGUGUGUGCCACAGCUUAGCGCUGCCUAGUGCCGCGGCGCCUGCAGACGCUGGUCCGCGGCCGCGUGCACGAGGGGGAGGGCUGGUGCCCGCAGCUGCUCUGGGAUCAGUUCUUUGAUUUGGCUGUCGGGUGAAGCAAAGGUGACAGACAGCAAUUACAUCCGUAGGGAAGGGAGGGAGCCCGAGGCCGUGCCGCCCAGGGCGCCAUAGCUGGCGCCAGGCGAGAGGCAGAGCCAGCAGGCAGCGCUCCUCGCUCCUCGCCCAACGGCUGCGCCUGGGAGGGUGCCAGAGGGAUAAAACCAAACCUGUCCGUUCAAAGCACUGGGGCUGUUUAGCAAAGCAGGCCUCCUGCCUGCUCCAGCCGCUUGCAUGAGUCCCUGAGCUCAGCGCUUCCAGUCUGCCCCCCAGUCCCUGGUGCCUACGCACAGCCUCAAGCAACGCUGCAGAGGUGGCUGCCGGCGCGCUCGGAUGCAUGUCUGGGGACGUCGCUGCCGCGGUUUCUCCUUGCAGUUGCUUCUCUCUGUAGUAGGCACGCCAAAGCGAUGCUUCUGCACAAACCCAAACGAGGGCAGUCGAUUAGACGAGGGAGGAAUACCGUGCUGGGGGGAAAAAAAGCUGUUAUUUGGAACUAUUCAGAUCCAAUUCCAAAAAGAAAAAAAAAAGACAAAAAAAUUGAAAUAUGAGGAAUAAAACGCUGUCUUCUUGAACAGGUGACAAACUCUGCCGAGUUUGUGAAGCCUGCUCCUCUCUCUUCAGUCUCCUCCAGCCUGCCAGGGCAUGUGUUUUUAAGGCUGUCUCUUAAAAAGGCCAGUUCUUUGCAAAUGAUUCAAACCCAGCCCACUUUACUAACAGAAGAUAUCGCACCUAACAACAGGGCAAAGGCAUAUAUAAAAGGAAGCUGGGGUCUCAUUUCAAUCUCGACCUGGCGAGUUCUCUGAUGUGAACGUAGUAACUCCUUGGCUUGUGAAUAUGUCGUCCCUGGGACAAGCUCCCGGUGCAGCCACCGCAGGGCCAUGGCUUGCAAGGAGCGUGCUGUGUGGAUCCACCUGGACAGCAGGCAGUCCAACAUAUACAUUUAAAAUAUAUGUGAAUAUGCUCCCAGGAGGCCUCUCAGGGCAGCCACCCACCCUCAGACUGCUGUACUUAAACUACAAAUAAUGAGACUCCAUGCAAAAUGCAAUAACAUAAACAAAGGGUUUUCCAACCUCUUAAAGACUUAAAAAAAAAUCUGAUCAAAACCCCAGCAGCCCCAAAUAUUUACAUGUUGUCACUAUGGUGAUGAGUAAAAAUACAUCUCUAGCUGCAGGAAGUGGGCUGCGCUUUCCAGGCAGGGAUGGAGGGGCAGAGGAAAGAUGAAGGCGAUCCCAAAUGCACUCUGCACAUUGGCUUUUUUUCUCCCCAGCAAAUGGCCUGGGAAAGCUGGUGUUUGAGUGGCAGCGGGUGAUGCCCACAGGGCAUUUCUUGGAGGCGAGCGCGGGGUCGGCUUGGGCUGCCACAGGUCACCAGAGCUGCAACGGGGCCAACGCAUGGCAGGGGGAGCCCAAGCAGAUAAUGCCUCUGCCGUCAGAAAGUGCAAGUCUAGUCUUCAAAACGGUGUGGGGUCUCCCCAGCAGUGUUUGCUACCCAGAGCUGGUAUAUGAUGAAUAAGAGGCAAGACCAGGGCUUAGAGCAAGAGGGUAGGCUGGUUUAGCAGUUGUAAUACAGGGUGUUCCCACUGCCCGUGGUCCAUACGUAGGCUCUGCCGCGGUCCCAGCAUCUUCACACAGUGAUAUCAGCACAGCCUGGGUUUGGUGUGUUUAUGCUCCUCAUUCACGGCACUAGUCUUAGAAAUGCAAAACCAAACAGACUUCCCUGCAGAAAGAUAUAUUCCAUUCAUAGUCAUAUAUUCCAUUUUUACUUAAUAACUCAGCAUAUAUUUCAAGUUACUCCCAUAAGAUUCACAGUUAAAUGCCAAUGCCAAUACUGUAGUGAGCUGGAUUCUCGGAAACAUCCCCUGCUGAAGGGUGAAUUGCUAUGUGUGAGACAAACCUGAGGUGUCAUGAGCUGCAACAGUGACGCAUGGGCAGAAAGCGUCUUGCUAUGUAGGUAUCAAAAAGAAAGGUGGAGGCCAGAAUCAGGAGAGGUGAAAUAGCUUCUACCAAGGCAUCAGCUAGAAGCGCCAACUGAGCAUCAAACGUUGGACAGAAAAAGUUGGCCAGGAAGCUCAAGCCAAGACUCGCUUGCAGGACGAAUGCGCAGGCUCCUUGGUAGCCCAUGGGCAACCUCCUGAGGUCUGUGAGAAGCACGUCCUUGGCCAAGUUCAGUGCCACUCCCCACGCAGCCGUGACUGCUCCGCGUUUGCACUUCGGGAUGGUGAAGGUGUGAGUCUGGCGGCAUGUGCCAGGAUGUGCCGUGGUGCCCAGCAGGGCCCGACACGGCUGUGGCUCGCAGGAGCGCUGUGCAAACGGCGUUCUCCCAGCGGAGGCUGGUGAAGUUGUGUUUGGGUAGGAUGGGCGUUUGGCUAAUCACUCCAGCACGCACGCCCCAGAAACGUGGCAGUGGCUGCAUUUACCCUGCCGCUGAGCUUUCUGAAGGCUAAGAAACAUUUAUUGUAGGGUCAAUACCAGUUGUCAUAUUUCUAGCAGGAAAUAGUACAUGUAUUUUGUCACUCUUGCUCUUAUCAAAGCUGGCAUAUGUAUGAGCACCAUACACAUACUAUUACAUAUCUGUACCAUUAUAGACAUAUACAAGCACACACACACACACACGUCUACUCCUAACAUUGGCACCUUGAUCUCCAGUGAGUCAGUGAUUUAAAGUGCAGAAUUGCCAGACAGGGCUUCAGGUCUGUCAGAGGUGAGCCUGCAUGGGUUUAGCACAACCCCCUCAGCCUUCCCUAGAGUGAAAAUGAACAUGCGUCUCCCCAAAGACCCCCAGAAAUAGCCCCCAUGCCCUUAGCCUGUGCCUGCCUGUGCAGAGCUGUGGGGCAACCGUGGCCGAGCAGGGGCAGGUGGUGGGUCUCACUCCCUGUGGUGGCUGGGGGUCCCUGCCUCGCUGCCGUGGGGCAAGGCAACCCCAUGCUGCAGCGUGCAGUCCCUGGCGUCCAGCUCAGCUUUGGGCAUCCCCAGCUCCUGCCCAGGGCCAUGGAGGGGUGAGCUCCCUGCUACCACUCGGUGCCCCCUGCUUGCUGCUUCCCUCCCACCCUGGGCAUUAUUUGCUGUGUGUUUUCCAGUUAACUUGGUGUCCCCAGUCUCCGCUGGCCUGUCAAGGCUCCCCACGUGCUGGCAGCAGGAUGACCUGCCCCAGUCCAGGCUUGGCCGCUUCACUGCAAGGCAGUGGUGGGCGCUGCUGCGCGCAAGGCUGAGCACGUCCGAACUCUCGCCCAGACCCUCCCUGCACCUUAGCCACAUGUUGAAGCACCCCGGCUGGAGGGUGCCAAGUGGCGUGGCCAAGGACUGGACAGUGGCCAUCAUGGGAGAUGGGCUCCCUACACAACUGAGCAGCCAUUUUUUAGCUUGAAGUUCUCCCGUGGGAUGUCCACUAGUAAGAGCCCCAUUGCAUGGUGAAGACGUGGGACAUCGGUGUGCACUGAGGAACUGGCUAUGUUAAUUCAUAUUCCUGUACCACUCAGUAAUCCAUAUAUAAACAUAUUUCUGCUACUA
Molecule: messenger RNA, 4851 nt
Organism: Struthio camelus australis
Lineage: Eukaryota; Metazoa; Chordata; Aves; Struthioniformes; Struthionidae
Gene: RGS5
Product: regulator of G protein signaling 5
Source: RefSeq, a predicted model, not a curated record